Molecule: messenger RNA, 2521 nt
Organism: Brienomyrus brachyistius
Lineage: Eukaryota; Metazoa; Chordata; Actinopteri; Osteoglossiformes; Mormyridae
Product: zinc finger protein 740-like
Exons: 7
Coding region: 323-991 (222 amino acids)
Biological process (GO): regulation of transcription by RNA polymerase II
Cellular component (GO): nucleus
Molecular function (GO): DNA-binding transcription factor activity, RNA polymerase II-specific; RNA polymerase II cis-regulatory region sequence-specific DNA binding
Source: RefSeq, a predicted model, not a curated record
GCUGGAGCCAGAUGACUUGAGGAAGCUCCGGUCAUUUGCCAGAUAGACCGUCCGGAGCGAAGGAUACCCCAGUCACACAGUCCAGCCGUCCCGGAGAUGAACCACCUGCCUAGCAGCUCUGUCCGCGAUCACAUGAAAUGGCUGGAUAUGUGUUCGGGAGCAGUUCAGGUUAAGAACGUUGCUUGGCAGCACUGCGUCAGGGCCCUGCUGGGACUCAAACUGGCACUCUUCAGUUCAUGAGUCCAUGUGCUUAACCACUACCCUACAAGCUGCUCGUAUAGUUUAGGCAGGGUUGCUGGGCUGUGAGGCCGUGCUAUCAAGCAUGGCCCUGAUGCAAGCCGGCUCCAUGGCCAGCCAGAAGAAGAUGGCCACCCCACUGGGCCAGGGACAGAGGGAGAGCCCCGAGCACAGCCAGCAUAACCACAUGGUCCUGCCCUCAGGAAUGAGCUGCCCCCCGCUGCUUAUCCGUAAGGAGGGGGAAUUCCAUUCCUCUCGUCUUCUGGAUGAAAAGGGGAUGAGAGAGAGCAGCUCAGUGAAGAAGAAGAAUAGGAAGUCUGGGACACCCUGCAAAGUGAGGGAGAGAAACAAAGCAGGGGAGGUGGUGGUGGUGGACGAGAACGGCGACUGUCCUCUUAAAGUCCAGAAGAACUUCAUCUGCGAGCACUGUUAUGGAGCCUUCAGGAGCAGCUACCACCUCAAGAGGCACAUCCUGACCCACACAGGGGAGAAGCCGUUUCCCUGUGACGUCUGUGACAUGCGCUUCAUCCAGCGCUACCACCUGGAGCGGCACAAACGUGUCCACAGCGGGGAGAAACCGUACCGCUGCGAGCGCUGCCAGCAGAGUUUCUCACGGACUGACAGACUCCUCCGCCAUCGUCGCGGCUGCCAGGUAGCGGGCGAGGCCCGCAGCUUCUCCCAGGAGACUCCCACCACUGCCGCCACCGCAUCCUGGAGCCCCCUGCAGUCACCCUCAAGUCGCCUGACGGUCUGACAGCACGCUGAGACACAGCGAGCAGACGUCAGCUCCCCAGAGUCCCAGGCUCAGUGGUGCCUCACCUUGGCACGGACUGGUACUGCAGCUCCAGCAGCGAGGGCUGGUGGGAGGUGGAGAAGAACAUGGUUUUUUUCCCUGCUCAGAUCCUGAGAAACAGAAACAGAUUAUUUUAUACUUAUGUUAAUUCUGGUUACAUUUCAGUUUUAUUACAGUUUAGAGGAUUUUUAUGUAAUGUCGUUGGUACGAGAGCCGAGGGGCGAGAAGCUGGGCUGGGGUGGGGUGGGGGGCACCUUUAUUUCCUGACACUAUGGCAAUAAUAUGCUGGCAUCUCGUUAAAACACCAGGUAGUGGCUGCAGAUGGUGCUGAUCAGAAUGCGCCAAAUCACAACAGCUCACAGGCUACAGUCCGCAAAGUGCAUCCAAAGAGUCGAGGCGAGUCACUGGGAACUCAGGGGCCCUUGUGGGUUCUGGGGCUCCAUGUCCCAGUGAAAUUCACUCCCCCCGCAGGUAGCAAUAAGAAACCGGUUCUGGUGAAGCCCCGGUGUAAAACCGUACUGAGGAAUCUCCCCUGAUACGUUGCAUACCGCAACAACCUGGUUGUCAUGGCAACACCCUCACGCAAACAGACGCGUCGGUAAUUGAUGGCGGAUACACCAGACCCCAUGGCCUUCGCACGCUUUCCCUGCCUCCUGUUUUUUUCUUUGCGACCUGGGUGCAUUCCCCUGUCUUUGUGUGGACUCUGUGGCUCGGGCCUCCUGGUUCCCCAGUCACGUUAGCGUUACGGCCUGCCCCUCUCUGGACCCAGCAAGGCACGUGUCCGUCCUCUGAGUCGACUCCGAUCAGCGCUGUUAAAAACAUGAACCUGAUGUUUUUAAACCUCCCUUCUUGUCACAGUCUGCCAGUGUCCCUUCACAGAUGUGCUUCUGUAAGUUAUUGCUGCCGGUCUGGUUUUGUGCUGAAUUGUAAAGCUCGGUCCCUCAUCUCCCUGAGAAGAGACACUGCGCGCGUCCCAGAGCGACCCAGCGGGGCUGUGCGAUCUGCACCUGGCCCCCGGCAUGCCCACCCUGAGCUGCUCAUUUCAUAGAUGCAGGCCUUCCAAGUUUUAGUGAUUCUUGUUCUUAGUUGUCGUGGGAGAGCAAUGAGCCUGAAACGCCUCCCUUAUGAGCAGUCGGUCUGAGAACAGGCUGCCUUGGCCUUUAGCCAGGGCAUUUAGUACCCCAGACAGCGGCGUUUCCUGCUGAAUUUAUUGUAACAUUCAUUUCAAACGAUCACUCAGUAGAAGUAACAAAGACGCUACAGUGAAAGGCUAUGUUAGUGUAGAGCCCCCCCCCGCAUGUGCUCGUGGUCCUUCGAAGUUAAUCCCCCUCCUACUGUAAACACAAAAGGUGUAGAAAUGUCUCUUGAUGCUGAUUAUUUAGUUUCUUAAAUAGCAUACUAAUGUACCCUCACUGUCCACUUAGCAUUGUUAUGUAAAAAGGGGGGGCUUCCUUUAAGAUGAAAUUAAAAAAGGUUUUUGUUUUUCUAAAA